This is a messenger RNA of Acipenser ruthenus (sterlet), 604 nucleotides long. RefSeq names its product cytochrome c oxidase subunit 7A2, mitochondrial-like. Gene Ontology annotation, biological process: mitochondrial respirasome assembly; regulation of oxidative phosphorylation; mitochondrial electron transport, cytochrome c to oxygen. The record is from RefSeq and is a predicted model, not a curated record. NCBI's taxonomy places the organism in Eukaryota, Metazoa, Chordata, Actinopteri, Acipenseriformes, Acipenseridae. The transcript has 4 exons. The coding region runs from base 128 to 373 and encodes 81 amino acids.
GGUUUGAUCUUCAUAGGUGCCCAUACUUUGGCAGGAGUGCAGGAUCACGCUGUGCUUGUGUGUCCUUGUGCAGGCUCCUUAUCCAGUCCGUAGCAGAGAGUGGAUUUGCACAGAGGCACCGCGCAACAUGAGGAACUUACUGGGUCUGCAGAGGCUGGCGUUUCGGUCCUUUUCCUCGACAGCAAGGAACCAGCUGAAGAACAAAGUGCCAGAGAACCAGAAGAUAUUCCAGGAGGAUAACGGGCUCCCGGUCCACAUCAAGGGGGGCACGGUGGACGUGCUGCUCUAUCGCUUCACAAUGGCCAUCACUCUCGGAGGAACUGGGUUUUCCCUCUAUUGGCUUCUAGCCGCCUCUCAGCCCAGGAGGAAAUAAGAGAGGAAAUGAGAAUCCAGACUCUCCGGCAUCACUCUUCAAUGAGAAUAGAGAGUCACUUCUCACUUUCAGUACCUGAGGUCCACCAAACCAAAACAUGCCAACCACUGAACCUUGUGACAAUCAUUAAAACAAAUAUAUUUAAAAAAAAACACAACACAGUAUGUACGAAAUAAAAUGUUUUUAAUAUACAUGUCAGAAAAAAAAAAUAAACUUGCUUUAUUUCGUUUU